GUGCUACCUUGUGGGUUGGAGUUUCCACAUCCACUUUCCACUUUGACUGUACCCAUUCACCUUGUUCCUCCCUUCUCUGUCUUUCCUCACCCACUCUUUAACCCUUUUCACUCUUCUUCUCUCUUCUCUCUGUCGAAUUUCUCAGUUUCUUCAUUCAACUCUACUUUCACUCUCUUAUCGUUUCUCUCUAUUUUAAGUUGGUGUGUGAGGUUGGGUAGAAGGGGAGACUUUAUCUUUGUGUGGGUAAGGACACAACAGCAUGCGGUGGUGGCUUAGUCUUUCUGUUGAUGUGUUUCGCAAAGGGAUUUCGUUGAAUCUGUACUGUAAAGUGAUUCUGUAAUUUGUUUGGUGUGAUCUAAACUUUCUCCAUAUUCUCUUCAAGCAGUUUUCAUGGGAUCCAAUUUAUUUGUUGUUCUUUCUUGCUACUUCCGUCAGAUCAGCUAAAGGGUAGUAUUAGCAAAAUUUUCAGAGGAUAAAUUAGCCUAAAAUACCCUUUCCUUCCUUUUUGUUGCAGUAUUUAGUUGUUGGUGUUUGUUUAGUGAUUUGGGUAUAGUUUAUUUGUUUAAUCAAAUUCAAAACCUGUUGCACUGGGUGGAGUUGAUCAGACCAAUUGUUGUCAGCAAAAGUGUGGUUCUUGCAUUUUGAAUUGAAGAGGUUGGAAAGUAGUUAUGGUGUGCCAAGCAGCAAGUCAAACGAGAUUUCGGGCGUUAAAACAUGAAAGUGGAAUUGCCGGGAACUCCACCAUUAUAGUUAGAGUUAUAGCAUGUUUUCAACCUCUCAGAGAAUGCCAGGCUGAAUAUUUCCGUCAUUUGCUCAAACCUGUCACGUAAUUUGCCUCUCUCCGUUUUGGUGGGUUAAACUGGUUCUUUUAGUUGUUUUCCUUGUUCGUGAAACAAAGUAUCUUUUGUAACAAAUAGCUCUUGAGUUGAAAUCGCUUUUUCUUCAGAUGUUAGGUGAUUGUUCUGAUAAAAUGGGAGAAGAUUGCGGAACCUGGAUACCAAAUAUGCAAUUAGGAUGGCAAUCACCAAAUUUGAAUCCCCUUGAUGUAGGGAAGCUAGGUGGUAUUUCUGCAGCCAUGAACCCAGCGGUGAAUAUGGUUUCUGCAUAUGAGACAAUACCAGCUUUUGCAUCCUCUGCGCUACAACCUCGUUUGCAGUUAGGAUGUUCCAGUGAUCCACGUGGUUGGUUUUAUUGUUUGCCUCGCUUUCGGCAAGAAUUUUCCCCUGCUCCGAACUUCACUGUUGAGGGAAAAACCCCUUUUGACCAUGUGAGAGGUUUUGAUGACAAAAAUGCUCCAUUUGGGGAGUCUAGCUCACCACGAAAACAAUUUCUCGUCAUUGACCAGACUGCUGAUCAAACAACUGUUGUUUAUAGUUCUAGAUUUGGGAGUCCUUGUGAGUGCCUUGCUUCUUGGCAUUCAAAACUACAUGGUGGUAACAAUUGGAGGGGGGAUGAACCUUCUUUUAAAGGAGAUUUGAAUUUGAAUAGUAUGAAUGAGCCAACUUUGGCUGACAAGGUUCAUGAGAAUCAUGAAACUAGCAUUGAAAGCGAGAUGCAUGAAGACACUGAAGAAAUUAAUGCAUUGCUUUACUCGGACAGUGAUGACUAUUCUGCCCACGAUGAUGAUGAUGAUGAUGAUGAUGAUGAUGAAGUUACAAGCACUGGGCACUCUCCUAGUACAAUGACCACUCAUGAUGACUGCAAGACCUCUAGGGAUGAAACUGUGAAUGAAGUUGCAAGCUCUGCAAAGAAAACCAAGAAGAGGAAGUUAUUGGAUGGUUGUUAUGAUGACAUACAACUCACUGAUACUGCCAGUUCUCAGAACAUGAACAAAUCUUCGGCCACAUGUGAUGACUCAGAAUCAAGAUGUUCGAGUAACAACAAUGGUGGAUCCUUGUCUAGCAACAAGAAGAUGAAAAAGGAGAAGAUUCAAGAUGUCCUCAGCAUUCUGCAGAGCAUAAUUCCUGGAGGGAAAGACAAAGGCCCGGUUAUGCUCCUCGAUGAUGCAAUACGCAGCUUGAAAUCAUUGAAACAGAAGGCUCAGGCACUCGGACUUGAUGCCUUGCAUUGUGCAAGGAAAGACGGGAAGUGUUCAGUGUAGCAAGCGCAAUAAAAUAAAGGGACUUUGAAUCAUUAGUCUGUGUCUUAGUCUAAGAGAAAAGUAGCACUCACACCAGAGCAUGGUAAGUGAAGCAUUUUGAAUCAUUGAAUGAGAAGGGUGGUUGGUUGUUCCAAAUAAGUCUCCAUAAAACGAGUGCAUGCUGAUAUGGGGCCCAAAACCUGCUUCCUCUUUCUGUAUCCUUGUCACGUUUAAUCCUUUGCAGGUUGUAAUCAAAUGAAGAAAAUUUUCAGUGGCUGUGAGAGAUUCAGGAAACUGGUUCACAAGUUUCCACAUGAUGGUUGCAGCAGUGUAUGAAACAGAUAUUUGUUUUGAAUUGUGUUUAGUACAUUUAUGGGGUUGCAUUGUGUGUAUCGUAAUUGGUGCAUGAGUAUGGACUA
Vigna angularis (adzuki bean) is the source of this 2499-nucleotide messenger RNA. RefSeq names its product transcription factor bHLH143. The transcript is spliced from 5 exons. NCBI's taxonomy places the organism in Eukaryota, Viridiplantae, Streptophyta, Magnoliopsida, Fabales, Fabaceae. The record is from RefSeq and is a predicted model, not a curated record. Bases 947 to 2101 code for a protein of 384 amino acids.